Nilaparvata lugens (brown planthopper) is the source of this 4591-nucleotide messenger RNA. RefSeq names its product retinal homeobox protein Rx1 (gene hbn). Bases 160 to 1104 code for a protein of 314 amino acids. The record is from RefSeq and is a predicted model, not a curated record. Gene Ontology annotation, biological process: regulation of transcription by RNA polymerase II. Lineage: Eukaryota; Metazoa; Arthropoda; Insecta; Hemiptera; Delphacidae. Gene Ontology annotation, molecular function: DNA-binding transcription factor activity, RNA polymerase II-specific; RNA polymerase II transcription regulatory region sequence-specific DNA binding. The transcript has 4 exons.
GUUUCAUACCGUCACCGGCUGCGUAACUGAUCGCAUCUCCAAACAGACAGCUUCAGUGGAAUAUUGUGUGUUAAAGUUAUCACGAAUUUUCCAGGGACUAUACUUCUACUUAUAUUCAUUUAAAACAGUUACAACAACCACAAGAUUGAUUCCUACACCAUGAUGGACCGCAACCGACCGCGGGCUCUGUACACCAUUGAUCAAAUCCUCGGCACUCCUCGACAUAAUUUGCAUUCCGAGCUGAAAUGCAGCCUGCAGUCGGCGUCUUCCUCGGAAGAGACGGGGACUGCCGGUGGCGACGGAGGCGGCAGUCACCUGGGAGGCGGCGGAAGCACGUCUCCGGCCCCCGCGGGAGGCGGCAGUGGGGGCAGCGAUGACGAGAGCAUCAAACAACAGCAGCAGCCGCGCAAGAUACGGCGCAGUCGGACCACCUUCACCACCUACCAGCUGCAUCAGCUGGAGAGGGCCUUCGACAAGACACAGUACCCCGACGUCUUCACACGCGAGGAGCUCGCUAUGCGACUCGAUUUGAGCGAGGCUCGCGUUCAGGUUUGGUUUCAAAACAGAAGAGCUAAAUGGCGGAAACGAGAGAAAGCUCUGGGAAGAGAAACCGCCGGAUAUCUUCAUCCUGAUCCCUCACAAGGUUUUGGAGCCGAACUGGGCGUAGGGGCUGGACCUCUAGGUAUACCACCGCUCGGGGGUGACCCCUUUUGGCCAGGGGCUGCACUGGGGGGCCCCUUCGGACCGGCAGCCGCCAUGUUCGGCCUAUGGGGCAAGGGGGCCGCCGCUCCCCUCCACAAUCUCAUCUCCCAGUACGUGUUGGCAGGGGGUCACUUGCCCGUGCUUGGCACCGGAGCCCCAUAUCCUCCAGGGGUACCAAUGCCACGAUCCUCGCCUCUGCCCCCUGACUCCCCCAGUCCACCGCCGCCCUCCCUGUCACCCCCCUCGCUGCUCAGAGUUCGCGCCAAGGAGCAUCUCUACAACGGGCAGGCUCGUCGACGUCGAGAGGACCGUCACCACCCACGACGGGGACGGCAGGAGGUAUCAUUACCACCCCCACAGAGCCUUGAAGGAUGCCGGUGUCUUGGAAACAUCACCGUCUAGCAUUCGACAGGGGAAACCUGCAGUGUUAAAAACAGUACGUUAAAGCGUGUGAUACUGACUUGUGUAGAGAAUCUUCAUUGACAACUUUUAAAAAGCCAUACUAUUUAUCUGUCAUAGAAUGAUAACAAAAUGCAUUGCAUUGCUCAGUUUCUGACAACACAUAUUAUUUUUAAAACGUUUGAACGUUGUUGUUUAAAUAUUAUUACUAAAUUCCAGUUAGUGAAAAAGUGUUAAUUAACUGAUGAUAGUUUCAAAGUCUUUAAUUGUCAUUUUUUUUUGUUUGUUUUUAUUAGGAAAUUAUUUUAAAAUACCUAAUUUCCAUUCUAUGAUAAAAAAUAAGAGUCUUUUGUUCACCUAAAGAUUCAUUUCUUCAAUAGUUACUGUUUGAGUCUGAGCGACAAUUUUCGAGUAGUAGUGAAGUUUUAUCUAUAUUGAGUGAUAGUAUUCUCAUGUUAUUAAAACCAUAGAUCUCUGAAGAUACAGGUUUUGAUACAUUGUGUUGUUCAACUGGAAUAAACUUUGACACUUUUGUUGUUUAAAGUUGAAGCUUAAAAUACAACCGGAGAUGAUGCCAUGAAACGAGCAAUCGAAUCCAAGUUUAAUGUGAAAGCAACUAUCAAAGUUCAACAAGUCAAUGCAUUGCAUUGAGUUCCCAUCAUGUAUAAUUUAGGGUUGUGUUACAUUUUUAUAGUUCUUUGAGAAGUGCAACCACCAUUUAUUCUUUUGAUACGUAAAAUCUAACAGUGUGUUACACAUUAAAGUUGAGAAUUAUCAAACCAUAACUCGAGAAUUGAUUAUUGAUAGGUUGAUAUGAAAUCUGAAAAGAAUAAGAAGGGUUUAAAGAAUGCUCCUGUUUUUUGUUCACAAGGAAAAUUUACAGCAAGAAAAUGUAAUAAGAGAUAGCUGUGUUCCAAAACUAAACCCAUGUUCAUUAUUGUUGAUGAAUAUUGGACAUUAUAAAUAUGUUGGUUUUUUGUCCUUUUCGAAUCUCUAAGUGUCGUUGACAAAGAUAAAGUUAGUUAAACUGAUCUAACUUGUUCUAUCUCUUCAAAAAGAGACUUGGAAUGUUUAUUGGAGGAUUCAUUUUCAAAAUUCUUACUGUAUUUCAAUUGCGUCUACACUAUAAUGCUGUCUCUUAUUUUGAGUAAUAAGGUCUGAAGAAUGAUGAAUCGUUCAAGUGAUUGAAUUGGAAAAUAAAUUAAUAUAUUAUUGAAGAACGAUUGAAGUUGUCCAAUAUCAGUUCCUCAAUCAAUAUGAUUCGAUUAUUUAAUAUUCAAUUGCAUCUCUAAUUCUCUUUUUCCAAUUCAUUGUGAUGCGUAUGCAGACCUCGAUACCAUCAAUUGAGAAAACUUUAAGAAAAUAUAAAACUAUAGGCUUCUCUCCACACGAUGGUAUUUGCAAAGAAAUUGGCUGAUUUUGGUGUAAGUUGCACCUAUGCACUGAAUCGAUUGUUUGCAUUUUUUCGUGAAAGUUUCUGGUGAACAAUUCUUUAACUUUGUUUGGACUUGGUUUUUAUUCCUAACAAAAAUUUAACAUGUGUUUUAAAAAAAUCAGGUUGAGUAAUACCAUAGAGAAACAAUAGCGUAAGUAGAUAUCCCAUGGUAUAGGGCGUUUAUGUCGCAACUUUUACUGUUGCUCAAGCCGAUUAUUGUCGAAUACUGUCGAUUAUUGUCAACUAUCACUGUUUUGGCUGGGUGAGAGUCUAUGAACGGCACAAUAUGAGAGACUACCAGAGUCACACAGCUUCAUGGGAAAGAACUAAGUGGACUAUCGGCUUGAGUUAACAUUGAAAAUUGCGACUUAAACGCCCUAUACCAUGGGAUAUCUACUUACGCUAUAGUUUCUCUAAGGUAAUACUUCUUCCUUCCCUAGUAAAUAAGGUUCUCUAGAUCUAUUCGAUAUCGAUCAUGCAAUAGACCUCAGUCUUCCAUCUAUAUAGGAAAUACAAAGAUUCAAUCUCUCUCUAAUUGGAAAGAUACUAAACUCGAAGAUUUCGUUGAUUCAGAGAUGGGUGUCAUAUUAGAAUAAAUUGAUAAAAAAGCAUAACAAUUUCAUAGUACCCUUUUUUUAAAAAACUGUUUUAGAAACAAAAGUCAUCAUGAAAUUAAUCUUUAUCAAUUAACAAAUUAAGUAGCCCUAUUGAAAUACGUUAUUAGAAUUCAUCUAUUUUACUUCCUUCUUCCUUUGAAAUAAGGAAUUGGCUCACCUGAAGAGUUGAUUCGUUAAUUCAUUAUGUCUCAAAUAAAGCUUUCAUUUCAAGAUUCCACUUUUAUAACCAAUUUAAAGGAGCUGUUAAAAUAGAUUUGAAGACACGUGACUUGUCAAUUGUUAAUUUGAUUUUCGUCCACCAAAUGCGUAAUAAUCAUCAAAUAGACUGCAGCCUUUCAAAUUAAGCGAAAGAUGACCAGUAAAGAUGACAGAAUACGAAGAUGUGACCUAACUAAGCGUAAAAGUGAAAUUGAAAGGCCUAUUGAACAGUCCACCCUGGAAAGUUAUGAAUGAACGUAGUAUCAUGUUUUUCAGACCUCUUACUACCAUGUAGUAUUUCUCCAAUAUGAAUAGGAGUCUGGAUGAAUGAAUGAAAUUGAUCGUGUAUUUCCUGUCUUUUCUCACUUUUGCAGUUUACGCGUAUUUUUGAAUUGGCGAAGUGUAAAAUUGUCUCAUUGUUGGCGAGCUGGGCGGUCUGCUCACUAGCAUUGUUGUUCGAAUUCACUCAUUCAUUCAUCCUAAUUCAUUGGUGAAUCGAUUCACUGACCACAGCUGCUUGAGUUAGUUCCCAAACUUAGAAGGCAUGCAAUUCUUUAUAUAGAUCUAUUUUCCCGACAACUGUUCACCUAAUAGAAAAUCAAUCAAUAAGCUACUGAAAUCUUAACCAAGUAAAACAUUUUUAAUGGUUAAUGACAUGAAACCUCAGCAAUAUUGUAACUUGUUUAAUUCACAUUUUUCCACGGUUCUGUGAGUUUUCAAUUAGCGAGGUUCAACUGUAGUUAUUUUAUAUGUUAUACCUACAUGUAUAACCAAAGAUUCACACAUGUUUAAUGAUUGUAAAUGACUGUAAAAUACUCUCAUAUACCUUGUACAGUUAGUGGAAAGAUUCGAUCUCUUAGGUUAAGACUAGUAUAAAAAAUUGUUAUUAAUGGAUUACUAAAAGAUGUACGAAGUUUAAGCACUACCUCCGUAAACACGUUUACGGAGGUAGUGGUUUAAGUCUGUUCUCCUACUGUUUUUACAAACUGGAAAAUAUGCUUACAAUUUGUAAUGAAUAUUAUAUUAUCAUAAAAUAGAAAAAUAUUAGAAGAUUUGUGACCACUACCUGUUCAUUACAUUAAAUUAAAACUCAUGAACCAAUUUAAAACAAAAUAGAUGUAAUCUUUCGUGAAAUAAUAUUCCAAUAUUUAAGUCACUGUAAAUUAAGUAGGGAGUGCGAACCUGUAAAUAUGUAGUAAUAUGUUGAUAAGAAUAAUUAAAAUGAAUGUGAAACGUUGAA